AACUCUUUAUUUCCGCAUGUUUGUGCCGAGCGCUGGCACAAGCGAAACCGUGUUUCUUUAUCUAUUUUCACUUUUGCUUGGCUUGAAGAGGAAGAUGCGCGGAGACAGGAAAGGCGGACUGUUAACUCUUUAGUGCUAAAUGCGGAACCAGUGGAAUGGUUCUCCGCUCCAGGUGAUCGAAAGCUUCUGGUCGUUCUCCGAGGAACUGAACUCAAACCUAGAGAAUAAAAAUGUCGAGCAUAGUUGUUGGUUCGGAUACAUUGGCUGCAGACUGCUCCGACAGUGAUUCUCUGCAGGGCUAUUGUGAUACUGCCACUCAGGACGGGAAGUCACACACCAUGAGUUAUAAUCAGGAAGAGAGUUACAGUGAGGAUACCAUGCCGGUAGAGAGGAUGCGAAUGCGGCCGUGGUUGGAAGAGCAGAUAAAUUCAUGUCUGAUUCCAGGACUCAAAUGGGUCAACAAGGAAAAGAAAAUCUUCCAGAUCCCAUGGAUGCACGCGGCGCGCCAUGGCUGGGAUCUGCAGAAAGACGCUCCGCUCUUCAUGAAGUGGGCCAUACACACCGGUAAGUACCAGCUAGGCGUGGACCGCCCAGACCCCAAGACGUGGAAGGCCAACUUCCGCUGUGCGGUGAACAGCCUGCCGGACAUGGAGGAGGUGAAGGACAAGAGCAUCAAGAAGGGCACCAACGCCUUCAGGGUCUACAAGAUGCUCUCCUCAUCGGAGAGGAGCACCAAGAAAGGAAAGAAGAAGAAGGAUGGGAAACCCAAGGCAGCUAAAGAAGGUGACUUCAAGGUAAACAUUAACAGUUUUUUUUUGGUUGUAAUACAAUUCACUCGAACUCUUAUAAACACUCUGCUGUCCUCAGACUGGUCUAUCCAGCAGAUCCGGCUCUGUUGCGUUUUAAUGCAAAUGUUACACAAUCCCACAAACAGUCUUCAUGCCCACCUUCCUCUUUUUGAAGCAACACUGUUUUUACGCAUUCUUUGGUUUCUGGUUUUCCAUAACUGUUUCUCUUUGUCUACAGACAGCGACACAGAUAGCUUGAACAGUGAGACAGAAGAUGCAGGAGAGGGCGUGAGCGGCGCCUGGAUGCGGAACUACAGCACGUCCAUCCUCCGGAUGCCGUCGGGCCCUCUGCCCGGCAUGUCCAGCUUCAUGGCCAACAAGCCCAACCUGCGCAUCACCACCAUCCAGGACCCCAACCCGCUCAUCAGUUACCGCGCCGACAAAUGGACCACGCGCUACGUCAAGUCAAAGCCCGGGACCACCGGGCACGAGGUGCGCGCCAGCGUCAUCAUGAAGACCUCCGACGUCAACUCGUCCUGACCUCUGACCUGUGCACAGGCCGUCUUAGGUUGUUUAAACGCUGCGUAGGGAGGACGUCGACCCGUCCGUUGUCAUGGUUGCUGUUUUUUGUUGACACAUCAUCGGCGGUUGGGACGGAGGUUUAUAGAGGCCCCGGGGCCCGGUGGGAUCUCAGGGCCCAAGCGGCCCUGUCAAAGCGUCGGGCCGCUUUGACAAGGACAAAGGGGUGGGUUUCUAACAUGGGACUGAAUGCAAUAUUCUACGUGAACUCAGAUGUCGGCUGGCAAGUCAGCUCUGCCGUCGCUGACAUGCAUCAAAGAAUCGCAGGGAUCUUUUUUUUCGUUUUCUUUUUUUGAUGGUAACUAAUUUCAGAAAAAAGCCAAAUAUGUACCCAUGUAGUAGGAAAGCCUCCUUCUUUCUGUCUGUCGGUUGGGCCUUCCCCAGAGAUGGCAGAGCAUGGAGCGUUCACACUGAGACGUGGAUGAACGUCGAUAAACAAGCCAACAGGCAGGCGGACCUACAGACUUAUUGGCCGUGACCUUGUGGUCACUUCUUAUCUCCCUCUCCUCCUUGCUUGCUCUACAGUGUGUAGAAACUAGAAAUAUAUGUGUCUUUCAGAUGCUUUUGCACAGCUCUUGUGUGUGUGUGUGUGUGUGUGUGUGUGUGUGUGUGUGUGUGUGUAUAUGUGCAUAUAGGAAAUCGACUUGACAAGCCUUAUAGAUGAUUUGUGCCUUCAAAAAUUGUGGUGCCUGUUUUCCUGAGGCACAUUUAUUGUGGCCCCUGCACAUGCUAGGUCAUACAAAAAAAAACGUAGUUGGAGUGGCAGAAAUAGCAGAGAGGGUCCUUCGUGGCUAACUGGAAGGAUAGAGAUGACAAUAAUUCCAUUACUAGUGAGUGUCAUUGAACGAUAAUAAUUUUGUUGUUUGAAUGCCGGUUGUGACGUGUAAAGGACAGGAGGUAUACCUCAACUGCAAGCAUGUUUUUGUAAAUAGUGUGGAUAUGUGUUGGUAGCUGUGUUGCACAGCUGAUGCACUAGAUGACACUGUAUUCUGCUGUACCCACUGGUUAACCACUUUUUCUUUUAAUCCCAAACCAGAAUUUACUUUUGAAAUGUCUCCCCCCUUAAAAAACAAGAACAGAGAUUCUAUAUGAUGAGAUCGUGUAAGAUAAUGUUUUAUAGUGACACAAGAGAAGUGCUUGGAAAUGAUUGAAUUUGCAGUCUUGUGUGCAAAAUCGUAUAUGAAGACAAUUUCCAGAUGGUAAUAUAUGGGACAGUGUGGUAUUGAUUACAAAUUAAGUGUUUUAAUCAGAUUAAGACCAGCUUUGAAAAACUUCUCAAUGUAUUGUCUGGUUUUUAUGUUCAACUUUAAAAGCAUAUUAUGUACGUUUGUUACUUGACGUCAGACCAGAUAAUGGGAAAUUGAUACCACUUUUAUGAAGUGGUAAUAUAUAUGGACUGUCCCAUAUGUUUUCAAUCUGUGUUUUUCCAAAUUGUACUAUAGUUUCUAAAUAUUUCAUAUAUAAUGCAAUUUAAUAAUUGCUUUAUUUACCCCCCCCACACUUUUUAUGAAUAUCUCCCUCCUAUUUGCUUGUCGAUAUCUGUUUAAUCUGUGAAUGAAUCUAGGUCUGUCAGAUAAACGGCCAAAGUGCACUUAAACCCUGAGCCCCUUCUGCCUAGAUGUGUAAUAAAGGGAAGUCCUUGUGAACCUGAAAAAUGAACAGAGAGAAACAUUGAAUGUGACUUGAUCAAUUGUAAUUGUAUUUCCUUCAACCAAGAUGAAAAUCCAUCAUACCAUAUGUUUUUAGAUCGGCUUAUGCUCGCCUGCUGAUACUUUGCACCAUGAGUUCUCAAUGUAUCUUUGUUCAAUCUAAAUUAGGCCUAUAUGUAUUGUCCAAAAGGCUUUAAGAUCACACACCACAAAAUCUCCCAUGUCUUAGAAAGGAGGCCCCUCUCUCUGGCCCCUUCUUUUUUCAAUAUUUGUAUCAUGAGAAAUCAUAGAAUUUUAACGCAAGUUCCUUGACGACCAGUGUGUGUGAGGCCUCCCUUGCGAAUCACUGCCGUUUUGUAAACGGUUUUGUAAAAGGUUUUCACACUGCACUGGCUCUGACUGGUUAAAAUCCGCCCUACAGUGUGGAUUCUAUCUUACCUGUGGAUCAACUACUAAAUCACAAUAAAGGACUUUUAUUUAUUCUUUUGUUGGUUUUAAUGUGAAGUGGGCGAAAAUGUGAUCGUUUGGGAGUCGGGAUUGAUACAUUCAGACGGCCGAAAAGGGACAGUGAUCAAU
Molecule: messenger RNA, 3592 nt
Organism: Gadus chalcogrammus (walleye pollock)
Lineage: Eukaryota; Metazoa; Chordata; Actinopteri; Gadiformes; Gadidae
Product: interferon regulatory factor 2-like
Exons: 8
Coding region: 231-1328 (365 amino acids)
Biological process (GO): immune system process; regulation of transcription by RNA polymerase II
Cellular component (GO): nucleus
Molecular function (GO): RNA polymerase II cis-regulatory region sequence-specific DNA binding; DNA-binding transcription factor activity, RNA polymerase II-specific
Source: RefSeq, a predicted model, not a curated record